[Torrubiella] hemipterigena is the source of this 1118-nucleotide messenger RNA. The record is from the annotation of a GenBank genome assembly. Lineage: Eukaryota; Fungi; Ascomycota; Sordariomycetes; Hypocreales; Clavicipitaceae.
GUCGGUGUUUAGCAAAGAGGACAUGUAUUUAUAUCGCAAGAAAUUUUGCCGAGCAAGAGCCGUGCCACUCACAAAAGGGAAAACAAGCCCGAAGAUUCAGCCGGUCAUCCUUUGUAUCCUCAUUCUUACCAUCUCAUCACACAAAGUCAAAAAUGGCCACUGCCAAAGCUACCGUGAACACAAAGGCAUUGGGCAAUGGCCCUGUCCAAGUUGUCGAGCUGCCUGUCAUCAAGUAUUCUGCCUUGGUGGAUGGCAAUGCCGAUGAGGAGGCCAAGCUGUUCCAGGCAGCCAGCGUGGACGGCUUCUUUCAGCUUGAUCUGACCAACAGCUCUGCCAGCGCUACUGUCUUGGACAACUUGGAUGCUGUGUACAAGGUUGGCGAGGAGUACUUUGACCAGCCUGCGGCCAUCAAGGCCAAAGAUGAGCGUGUCCAGGACGCCAGCCUUGACAGAGGUUUCAAGACCAGCUCUUGCGAUGAGACUUUCGAGAUCUCUCGUGACGAGCUCAUUGCCAACCAGCCUGAGCUGCCUGCCGUCUUUCACGCCAAGAAGCAGCUCAUCACCGACUUCAGCAACGGUUUGGACGAGGCAUGCCGUGUCAUGCUCGACAGCCUCUCUACUUCUCUUGGUCUGACUGGUGGCGAGAGCCUUGCCAAGCACCACAAGGAGACCGAGUCGAGCGAGUCGGGUCUCAAGUUCAUCGAUGAGCCUACUCUGGCUCGUCUUGCCGAUGUUGGAGACAACCUUCACACUGACGGCGGCACCUUUACUGUCGUCUUCUGCGAAAAGGAUGGUCUCCAGACAUACCUGCCCAGCGUUGACCAGUGGGCCUUUGUUCCCCCCAAGGCCGGCUGUGCUGUUCUGAAUGUCGCCAAUGCGCUGUCCAAGAUGUCCGAGGGCAAGCUGCAUUCUCCUCAGCACCGCGUUACACAGAUGGAGGAUGGUGCUCAGCGCCGUAUUUACCUGUCCUACUUCCUUCGCCCUACUCAUGCGGCUAAGGCGGCAUUGAAGAUUUAAAAGAAAAGUUUUUGUCGGGGGUAAUUUCAGUCCAUGUUGGAGAUAUCUCGAUAGUUUAGGUAUUAAAAAGACAAAAUAUUAAACAAUUGGUUGCGCGUCUGU